Oncorhynchus tshawytscha (Chinook salmon) is the source of this 1533-nucleotide messenger RNA. Its product is annotated as pre-mRNA-splicing factor CWC25 homolog. The coding region runs from base 201 to 1496 and encodes 431 amino acids. Gene Ontology annotation, cellular component: U2-type spliceosomal complex. The transcript has 9 exons. The record is from RefSeq and is a predicted model, not a curated record. Gene Ontology annotation, biological process: mRNA splicing, via spliceosome. NCBI's taxonomy places the organism in Eukaryota, Metazoa, Chordata, Actinopteri, Salmoniformes, Salmonidae.
CUCUUGAACAACCGGAAAAAAUGAUCAGAAAGGCCGGAAGUACUAUGAAAAACACAUCACGCUAGCCUAGCAUGCAAUUGUCGAUGUUAUUUAGAUAAUAACAGACAUUUGUUUUGUCAAGUACAAUAACCACAUAGGUAGAGGACACGUUUAUUCACAUCUUAUUUCUCAAUCGGACCGAGUGGACGAUCUAAGUCAAGAUGGGAGGAGGUGACCUCAACUUGAAGAAGAGCUGGCAUCCCCAGACUAUGAAAAACAUAGAGCGGGUGUGGAAGGCUGAACAGAAGCACGAGGCUGAGGCGAAGAAGAUCGAGGAGCUUCAGAAGGAGCUGAGAGAGGAACGAGCUCGAGAAGAUAUCACCAGAUUCGCUCAGCAGACUGGGGCUCUAAAGAAAAAAGAUGACCGGUUGGACUGGAUGUACCAGGGGCCAGGUGGUCAGGUGUCCCGUGAUGAGUACCUGCUGGGCCGCCCCAUCGACAAGCAGAUUACCCAGCAGUUUGAGGAGCCAGAGAAUGGUCCAUCCGAACAAACCGGCCUCCUGCCUGGCUCAAUCUUCAACCCCUCCACCCCUGCAUCCAACCUCGACAUGGCCGCCAAGAUCAGAGAGGACCCGCUGUUUGAUAUCAAGAAACGAGAGGAGGAGAAGAGGAGGGAGGUCUUGACAAACCCAGUGAAAAUGAAGAAGAUCAAAGAAAUGCUGCGUCAGAAUCUUGAAAAGAAGGACAAGAAAAAGAAGAGGAAGAAGGACAAGAAGGAGAAAAGGGAAGAGAAGGAGAGGAGAAAGGAGAAGAAGCAUAAGAGAAGGAGCUCAAGCUCUGAGGAUGAAGACAAAAAACACAGGCAUCAUUCUAAAGAGGAAUCCAAAGAAACAACCCACUCACAUUCCCACCACCGCAAUGUCCCAGCUGGCUAUGGACUACAGUUUCCAGCUGGGAGGCAUCAUCAGUCCUCGAAGCCCCCCAACCACUCGAGGCACCCUUCUCAGGAGAGGAGCUGCUCUCGAUCGCCUCAAAGGACAGACGGGAACGGCCAUCAUUCCUCUCACAGGACAGACAACCAUUCCUCUAACAGGACAGACAACCACUCCUCUCACAAAUCAGAGAACCACUCAUCCCAUAGGACAGACCAGUUCAAAGUUCCACAGUUCCAGCGUCCCAAAGCCCCCAGCCCACAGAAAGAUCGCUACCAAAGGCGUCAGAGCAGUACCACCAAAUGUCUCUCUGCUGAAGAGCUGGAGAAGAAGAGGAGAGAGAUGAUGGACUUUGCCAAACAGAGAGACGAAGAGCGUGAAAUCAACAUUAGAAGUUACAAACGGCAGGAUGAGAAGGAGCGGGAGAAAGAGAAAGGCGGCAAGCAUGACCCCAACGCUGGCUUUAUCCAUAACAUGAAGCUGGAGAGUGCGUCCACCUCAUCCUUGGAGGACCGAGUCAAGAGAAACAUCCACUCCAUACAGAGGACCCCCGCAUCCCUGGAGAAGAAUUUCAUGAGGAGGUGAGAACUAGAAGAAGCAGGAAUGGGUUGAUGGAGGAGAG